Drosophila persimilis is the source of this 676-nucleotide messenger RNA. RefSeq names its product vesicle-associated membrane protein-associated protein A. The transcript has a single exon. The coding region runs from base 8 to 670 and encodes 220 amino acids. Gene Ontology annotation, biological process: endoplasmic reticulum membrane organization. NCBI's taxonomy places the organism in Eukaryota, Metazoa, Arthropoda, Insecta, Diptera, Drosophilidae. Gene Ontology annotation, molecular function: FFAT motif binding. The record is from RefSeq and is a predicted model, not a curated record. Gene Ontology annotation, cellular component: endoplasmic reticulum membrane; plasma membrane.
AGCAGCCAUGAGCAAACCAACAGACGAUCCUCCGCUGAUCAUUGAUCCGGAGCAUGAGUUGUUUUUUGCGGGUCCCUUCAAUCAGCCCAUUGUCACAAUUUUGACCCUACGCAACAGCUCGGAGGCGCCACUGGCCUUCAAGAUCAAGACAACCGCACCAAAGCGCUACUUUGUACGUCCAAGCAUUGGCCUGAUUCCGCCCCUUCGGUCGAUCCACGUGGGGAUCUGCCUGCAGCCCUUCAACCACGAUCAGCAGCAGAAGACAGACACUUUCCUAGUGCGAAGCGUCCUCGCACCGACGAAUGCCGAUCUGACCGAUUUGAAUGGCUUGUGGAAGGAGCUGGAGCUGGAGCCGCAAAAGCUAUGGGAUGCCCAGCUGAAGUGCGUAUUCGAAAAGUCCAGGUGCAUUUCCGUAGGCGGUGCGGCCUCCAUCGUCCGUCCCGCCAACGCCGAGACGAAGGAGGCGCUGCUGGAGACCAACAUUGAACUACGAACAGAGAAUCUGCACUUGAAGAUUCUGCUCGAAAACUACCGCAACUCGUUGAUCCUCAAGACACCGUCCGAGGACUAUAUCUCAGUGCCGGCUGAGAAAAAGAGGCCGUUCUUGUAUAUUGUAAUUUUCUUUGUUUCGGCCAUACUGGGUUUCUUUUUGAGCAUAUACUUGCCCUGAAUAGGA